Molecule: messenger RNA, 762 nt
Organism: Coniosporium apollinis CBS 100218
Lineage: Eukaryota; Fungi; Ascomycota; Dothideomycetes
Exons: 3
Coding region: 1-762 (253 amino acids)
Biological process (GO): endocytic recycling; Golgi vesicle transport; lysosomal transport
Cellular component (GO): membrane; GARP complex; EARP complex
Source: RefSeq, a predicted model, not a curated record
AUGUCCACAAUAGCCUCCCCCCGCCCCUCCCUCUCAAUCCGCAGCCCCUCCUCCUCCCGCACCUCCCUCGACACACCCCCAGCACCAGGCGCCCGCCAACCGCCCAACGCGCGCCGAAACCGCACCGCCCUCCGCGACUAUUACAAUCUCAAGAACGCCGAAGCUACCGAGGCGUCCAGCGCGCCACAGAAUGCGCUGAAAGAAGAGGGCGAAGUCAGCGAGCUCGACAAAGAGGGUUUCGAUGCUGCGAAGUAUGUCGAGGACGUGCUGGCGACGCAGGGACUGGAGGGUGUGUUGAAGGUUGAGGCCGGGCUAUUGAGCGAUAUUAGAAACCUGGACGGCGAACGCAAGGCGCUGGUCUAUGACAACUACUCCAAACUCAUCGCGGCUACGGACACGAUUGGCAAGAUGCGAACGAACAUGGAUCCAUUAACACCAGCGACUUCGACGCUAGCGCCUGCGAUAGCCCAUAUUGCGGAGACGGCGACGGCGCUCUCGACAUCGUUGUCAAGCCGCACGACAGCGAAGGAGCUGGGUGAGGCAGACACGAAAGACGCUAGAAAGGAGAAGCAGAAGCAGACAGUACGAUGGGUGCUAAAUGCGCCUAGGAGGCUUCAAUCUCUGAUCCAAGAGGACAAAAGAGAGGCAGCUGAAGCCGAGUGGGACGAUGUCCGGAGGUUGCUUGACAAGUGGAAAGGUGUGCAGGGUGUGGAAGAGGUGAGAGUGCGCUGCGAGGCUGCGCUCAAAGGGGAGGAGGAUUGA